AUGGCGCAGCAGGAGCUGGUCGAAGAACAGGCUCUCUCAUUCUACCAUCGCAAGAACUACUAUCCGGUCAAGAUCGGCGAAGUUUUCAACGGUCGAUACCAAGUUAUUGCAAAACUUGGUUACGGUGGAUACUCGACUGUUUGGCUUGCGAGAGAUAAUAGGUAUUUAUGCAUUUCCAUAGCUAGCGAAUACGUCGUUGUUGAUUUAUAUAUAUAUAUAUAUACUGACACUAAGUGUAGGACAAAGGAGUACAAAACACUCAAAAUUACGGUGCAAACUGAUAAUGUCUUGCGGGACUCCACGCCCCCUGUGGUCAAUGAAGUCAAGAUGCUCAAACACCUGAAGUUAACUGCUGAAGAGAGGGAAGAGACUAACCACCCAGCAUUGAAAUUUCUACGUCUUGCCGACGAGAUUCUAGAGCUUGAUAACCCAGAAACUGGUGGUCAUCAUUACUGCAUUGUUUCGCGACCACAAGGGAACAGUAUCCGCUCCUUGCAGGACCAGUUCCCAGGUGGUAUACUGCCUAGGAUUAUAGUGAAAACAAUAGUCCACCAACUGAUCAUUGGGCUAAAUUGGCUACAUACUUGUGGUGGCGUUGUGCAUACCGAUAUACUGCCCCAGAACAUCCUCAUAAGCAUUGACAAUGACUCAAUUGGCCUGAAAGAGGUUGAAGAACAAGAGACCAAGGAUCCGAGCGUACCCGUUAUUACCAGGGACGGGAUUGGAACUGAGUGCGGUAUAGUCUACAAGUCUCGGCCUACUAGAUUGGAACUGGCAGGUCACCCCGUCCUCACCGACUUCGGCCAGAUGCGACUUCUAGAUGAUGGCGAGUUCAGCGACUGGUGGAUGCCCGAUCUUUACCGCGCCCCAGAGAUUCUCUUGCAGCUCCCCUGGGGUUGCCCGGUUGAUAUGUGGUCUGUUGGCAUCAUGAUUCUCGAACUGAUAGAAGGCCGAAAUCUGUUUGACCCGAUUGAUCACGAGCAUAGGCAGUAUGUGUACCCGCUAGCAAUGGCACAGUACAUAGGCUACCUUGGUCCUCCUCCGCCACUGCUGAUGAGCAAAAGCCCAGUUGUAUCCCAGUACUUUGAUGGUGAUGGAGAGGCGCCGAUACCAAAGAGUAGCCUUGAAGAUUUUGUCACAACCAUUUCAUGUGAUAAGGAGAAAGAGAUGUUCCUACGCUUUAUUCGAAGGAUGUUGACGUGGGAUCCGGAGGAGAGAGCUACAACGAAUGAAAUUUUCACCGAUCCAUGGCUCAUGCUGACCGCUGAAGAGAUGCCUGGCGCGUUAGGGGUACUUGAGUCCUAG
Molecule: messenger RNA, 1305 nt
Organism: Trichophyton benhamiae CBS 112371
Lineage: Eukaryota; Fungi; Ascomycota; Eurotiomycetes; Onygenales; Arthrodermataceae
Exons: 4
Coding region: 1-1305 (434 amino acids)
Biological process (GO): spliceosomal complex assembly; protein phosphorylation; regulation of mRNA processing
Molecular function (GO): protein kinase activity; ATP binding
Source: RefSeq, a predicted model, not a curated record